Messenger RNA from Blepharisma stoltei, 1436 nucleotides. Lineage: Eukaryota; Ciliophora; Heterotrichea; Heterotrichida; Blepharismidae. The record is from the annotation of a GenBank genome assembly.
AUGGCAGAAUAUGACCCUUUAGUUUCUGAUACUGCAAGAAGCUUAACAGAAGACACUUUAGCAUCUCAUGAAAAAAACGAAAUGGAGAGCAUGCUAACAAUCUUGACGUGUGGAGACGCCCAAGAUGUUUUUAUUAUAAUCCAACAAAUCAGAAAAAUGCUUUCAACUGAGAAAAAUCCGCCAAUACAAGAAAUUCUUGACUUAGGUGUCUUGCCUACUUUAGCUGAUCUUUUUGCUGUGAAUCAAUUUAAAAGAGAUAUAGCAUGAAUUAUAUCAAAUAUUGCGUCAGGAAACCAAAUGCAAUGUCAUCAAGCUGUACAAGUAAAUUCAAUUGAUAUAUUUUGUCAGUGUCUUAAUAGCGGAAAAGAAGAUUUAGUUGUACAAGGAAUGAUGGGAUUAGGGAAUAUUGCGGGAAAUGACGCUCAUUGUAGAGAUCAAAUUUUAAUUCCUGAAGUUAUAGAAAAAAUUAGUGAAAUUAGAGAAAAUGCAAGUGAAGAGUUCAGACACGUCCACUGCUGACUGAUUUCGAAUUUAUUGAAUUUUAAGCCAAUUCCUGGGGAGCCUCUCACAGAAAAAUUAUUGCCUGUAAUUAAAAAAUAUUAUGAUAGUAAUGAUGAAGAAAUGAUAGGAAAUGCAGCUUGAGCCUUAUUUAGGCUGCUUCAGAAUGAAGAGGAUGCAGAAAUGAUUGUAAGAUCUGGGGUGAUCCCUAAAACAAUUACAUUAAUUAUGAGUCCUGAUCAAAAGAUUUCAAAUGCUUCUUCCAAACUUAUAAAAAAAAUUCUGAAAAUCACGGGUAAAUUUAAUGAAUAUUUGAUUGGAGAAGGAAUUUUAAAUAUAAUCCCAAGGUCAAUAAAAAAUAAAAACCAGCAUAUAAGGAAAGAUACAGUCGAUAUUUUAUCAAAAUUGUGUGAAAAUAAUACAAAUGCUGCUUAUUCAGUUAUUUCACUAGGAAUAUUGAAUAGAAUUAUUGAAAUGGCUUUAAAGGAUAUAAAAGAAAUCAGAAAUGGCUGCAUAAAGACACUUUGCAAUAUCGCGUUAUCAGAAAAUGAUAUAGAAUAUAGCUAUAAUUUUUAUAUUUUUUGCUGAAAAUUAUUUUUUUAUUAAAAUAAAAUCAGGAUUACCAGAAAAAUAUUUUUUUCAAAUUUAAUGAAAAAUUCUAUAUCAUUCCUAUAAUGAUGACCGAAGAUUUUUUCCCAGCUUUACUAUGUGUUUUCAGAGGAAAUUUCCAAAAUUUAUAUGAGCUCACAAUUAAAACCUUUAAAGCCACUUUUGAUUAUCUUGAAGAAGCAACAGGACACGAAAGUGCUAUAAUCGUAUACAAGAAUUUCGAAGAACAAGGCGGGGUCACCCAUCUUGAAAGAAUCCUUACAUCAGCAGAUGGCUCUUUAUUAAAAGAAAUUGAGAUCCUAAACCAUAUGUUAAACAGAUAUAAAUAA